Fonsecaea nubica is the source of this 3768-nucleotide messenger RNA. RefSeq lists its product as hypothetical. Gene Ontology annotation, molecular function: DNA binding; zinc ion binding; acetylpyruvate hydrolase activity. Lineage: Eukaryota; Fungi; Ascomycota; Eurotiomycetes; Chaetothyriales; Herpotrichiellaceae. Bases 1 to 3768 code for a protein of 1255 amino acids. Gene Ontology annotation, biological process: DNA-templated transcription. The transcript has 6 exons. The record is from RefSeq and is a predicted model, not a curated record.
AUGGGUGCAUCAGCAACACCUGGUGGUGGCGGGGUUUCUCCCAGCAAGAGCUUGACCAACUAUGCAUCGUAUAUCCCCGAGGGAAGCAGAAGGCCGCGAAUUGGACAUCUUGACCUGGACUCCAACACCGUCACACCUCUCUCUUACAUCUCCGGCACACCGAUAAGGAGUCUUUACGAGGUGAUUGCCGUGGGCGAAGACGCCAUCAUCCAAGCCGGAGAGCCGUUCCCGCGGAGCAAGGCGAGAUUGUUACCCCCGAUUUAUGGCCGGGAUAUUCUUGCCGUUGGGAAGAACUAUGCAGCCCAUGCCAAAGAGUUCAAUGCUUCCGGCUAUGACAGCUCUGACAAGGUCGAUAUGCCAACCCAUCCCGUCAUCUUCACCAAGCGGUGGACAUCUGCUAUCGCGGAUGGGGACGAGAUAUACCCCCAUCCAGGCUUCACCGAGUCGGUGGACUAUGAAGGCGAGAUCGGGGUCAUCGUAGGCAAGGCUGGAUUCAAGAUUGACGCAAAGGAUGCCCUCGAGCAUGUCUGGGGGUUUACCAUUAUCAAUGAUGUGACGGCUCGCGAACGGCAGCGGGACCAUAAGCAGUUUUACCUGGGGAAAUCACCCGAUACCUUUGCGCCAAUGGGUCCGAUCGCGGUCCCAAAGGAGCAUCUUCCGAAGGUUCUUACUGUCCAAACUGUCGUGAAUGGCGAGAAGCGACAGGAAGCGACAACCGACGACUUGAUCUUCAGCAUCCCGACAUUGAUCGAGACACUGUCCGCGGCGCAGACAUUACAACCUGGAGAUGUGUUGGCGACUGGAACCCCGGCCGGUGUUGGAUUUGGCUUUGAUCCCAAGGUGUGGCUGCACCCUGGCGACGAGGUCAAGAUCUCUGUAACAGGCCUCGGGACCUUGACAAACAAAAUUGCGAGUCCAGAGUCGAGGAAUAGCAUCCUCAACCACAUUGUCUCGCCUGCCGUGCCCGUUGUGAAUGACCGGACGGCUGAGGGCCGUGGACUCAGCUCUGUUGGCUCGAAGCAGCUGUUCUACCAGCGAAAAGGCGGUGAUGAUGCUGGGCGGCCCAUCUAUUUCAUUCAUGGUCUGGGCGGCACUUCCGAAUAUUUCGGACCACUGAUGACAAGGCUGGGGAACUCCUGGACAUAUCACCUGGCAGAUCUCGAGGGGCACGGGCUAUCGCCCACAUCCGCAACGAGCAAGCUGAGCAUCGCUUCUUUUGCCUCAGAUGCGUAUCAGCUUUGCUCCCGGGCAGGUAUCACCUCUGAGUCUGGCCUCACCGUGGUCGCACAUUCGAUGGGCUGCUUGGUUGCGAUGAAACUGGCCCUGGAUCACCCGGAUUUGGUCAAGACGCUCAUCCUGCAAGGGCCCGGCCCUUCACCGCUCCCAGAAGCCGCCAGCAAAGCCACAUACGCCAGGGCUGCCCUUGCUCGGGAAAAGGGUAUGCUGGGGGUGGUGGAUGCGGUCGUGGGCGCAGGCACAUCCGAUUACAGCAAGGCACAUAAUCCUCUCGCAAUCGCCGCCGCUCGAGUCUCCUUGUUGGGACAAGACGCCGAAGGAUAUGCAAAGGCCUGUACUGCACUGGCAGACUCGCACGCCGACACGUUGGACAUAUCAGCGUUGAAGGUGAGGGUGUUGAUCAUCACGGGAGAGGAGGAUAAAGUGUCGCCGCCGGAAAUGUGCAAGAGGAUGAAGGAACAAAUGCCCAACUGCGAGGAUGUUGUUGUGCUUCCGCAGGUCGCGCAUUGGCACUUGUUUGAAGCAACCGAGAGUGUUUGUUCGGCUGUCGCCGACUUCCUGGGGACCAGCUCCGAUGAGGUGCUCCAGAGAGUGAGAAGAGUCGAAAAUCUCCUCGAGAGACAAGUCUACCUCCUCGAGCAGCGGCUUGAACCUUCACCAAAAUCGAAUUCGUCCAACCAAGAUACUUUGUCCCAACAUCAAUCGUCGUCCGUGAACUCGUCGCCCUGGACCGAGAUCGAGGCAACUCCUUCUGAGACUGCCCCGGCAACAAAUGUCGGUACGAUCCUGGUGUCCGAGGGAGGUUAUGAAAGAUUUAUUCCCGGGCUCGCUUCUUCAGAUGCCGAGUCGGUCAAUGAACUGAUUCAAUCUGCUUCUGCUCCACCAAUGUCAUCGAGUUUCCCCUUCUCCGCCGAGGCACUCGCCACACGAAGAGCGCUGUUGGACACCCUACCGCCUGGACGACAGUGUGACGAACUGAAGGAUAUAUUCUUCGAAGUGUUCUCGCCGACUGUGCAAGCCUUGGUCCUUUUGAUAUACGCACUUUCACAUGCUCAUGGCCCUUCAUGGGCCUUGUUGGGGGCUACCUUCAAUAUUUGCGUAUCGAUCGGGUGCCACAUCGACCCGUCUCAACUAAACCUGGACCCAGUGAGAAGUGAACAGCGACGCCGGUGUUGGGCUGGCCUCAUGUUACUGUAUACCAUUCAAAACACUUGUCUGGGGAACAUUGCCCCGAUGAAGGUCAUAGCCAACGUCCGUCUUCCUGCCGACGUGGACGAUGACCACAUCACCAUGUACGACAAUCCGCUGUUGCACACAGAUGAAACCCAACCCAAACCCCUGAGCAAAAUGUCGUACAUCCUCUUCAAAUUCAAACUAUAUCGGUUGGCGUCCGAUAUAACAAACUUCACCCGGGAAAACGGGCAGUUGAGCGGCCUGUUCGAGCUCGACGCAAAGAUCUCGAGGGAGGAGCACGAACACGACGCACGAUUCGCCGACCCUCAGCGGCUUCCAGUUUACCACCUGGCUCAUCUAUACAUCAUCAAAAACUAUACGAAUCACCUGCGACUCAUCCUCCAUCGACCGUAUCUUCCACCACAUUCUUCGGCGGCGGACAGCACAUUGUACGAGUACCCGGAACAAAUGCUGCAGAGCCGGCAGUAUUGUAAGAUGUCGGCUAUGAAGAUCAUUGACAACCACGAGGACCUCUGCUGUAACGACAGGUUGAAGCCUUAUCGCUGGUUCGUGUACGGUCUGGGUGGCUACCAGACGUUUCUGGCGGCGUCGACGCUUGUGGUGCUGCUUGGGUCGGAGGACGACUCGGUCGCUUCAGACCGCGCGGAUGUCAUCUACGCUCUUCGAAAAUGUCAAGCACGGUUCGAGCAGCUGUCUCCGCGCAGCGACAUCUCGGCCAAAGCGGCCCGGAUCCUGCGCCGCACGCUUGGUCCCGUCACGAGUACCAACGGUGGUGGUGGAGGUCUCCCUCAAGAAACCCAAAGACUGUACCAUCAAUCCUCGAGCAUUAGCGACGAGUCCAAGGUCGUGUACAGUAUGAGCCACAGACACCAAAUGUCCAGCGCUUCUCCCGGUAGCAUCCAUGACCACCACCACCAGCAACAGCAGCAGCACACAUCAAUCCCGCCUGGUCCUGCUGGAUACAGCCAGACCGGCUUCACCAGCGGUGGCUUUCCCAGUGGUGCCAACGAGGCCGUCACGACAAAAAUGGAACCACCACCACCACCACCGCCACCACCGCCAACGUCACAGCACCAACACCAUCUCCAGUACCAGCACGAGCUCCAGCACCAGCACCAGCACCACCAUCAGCAACAGCAACAGCCUCCCCCUCAUCCUCACUCCUUCUUCCCCUGCCCACAACCGCUCUACGAGCUGAUGAGUCUCCCCGCGGAGCAGUGGCUGGGCGGCCCCUCCGCGCUGGCCUGGGACUGGAGCAGCUGGGUCGACGUGCCCGAGGCCUCGAUCGCGGGAUCCGACAUGUUCAUGGACACUUCGGCUUCGGGCGUCAUGAUGUGA